Molecule: messenger RNA, 3080 nt
Organism: Dipodomys spectabilis (banner-tailed kangaroo rat)
Lineage: Eukaryota; Metazoa; Chordata; Mammalia; Rodentia; Heteromyidae
Gene: Ccnd1
Product: cyclin D1
Exons: 5
Coding region: 201-1088 (295 amino acids)
Biological process (GO): regulation of cyclin-dependent protein serine/threonine kinase activity; positive regulation of G1/S transition of mitotic cell cycle; mitotic cell cycle phase transition
Cellular component (GO): nucleus; cyclin-dependent protein kinase holoenzyme complex; cytoplasm
Molecular function (GO): cyclin-dependent protein serine/threonine kinase regulator activity
Source: RefSeq, a predicted model, not a curated record
GGGAGUUUUGUUGAAGUUGCAAAGUCCCGGAGCCUGCACAGGGCCGUCGGCGCCGCAGCAGCAGCGAGCAGCCGAGCGCGCAUCUGCGGCCAAGGGACCCCGGGCGGCGGCGGCCAGAGCGGAGCGCGGCGCGGCGCACACCCAGCCCAGCCCGGACGCACGGCCCUCCCGCGCUCAGGCGCCCCGGCGGAGCCCCGGCCAUGGACCACCAGCUCCUGUGCUGCGAGGUGGAGGCCAUCCGCCGCGCGUACCGGGACACCAACCUCCUCAACGACCGUGUGUUGCGGGCCAUGCUGAAGGCGGAGGAGACUUGCGCGCCCUCCGUGUCCUACUUCAAGUGCGUCCAGAAGGAGAUCGUGCCGUCCAUGCGCAAGAUCGUGGCCACCUGGAUGCUGGAGGUCUGCGAGGAGCAGAAGUGCGAGGAGGAGGUCUUCCCGCUGGCCAUGAACUACCUGGACCGCUUCCUGUCGCUGGAGCCCCUGAAGAAGAGCCGCCUGCAGCUGCUGGGGGCCACCUGCAUGUUCGUGGCCUCCAAGAUGAAGGAGACCGUGCCCCUGACGGCCGAGAAGCUGUGCAUCUACACCGACAACUCCAUCCGGCCGGAAGAGCUGCUGCAAAUGGAGAUGCUUCUGGUGAACAAACUCAAGUGGAACCUGGCCGCCAUGACCCCCCACGACUUCAUCGAGCACUUCCUCUCUAAAAUGCCGGAGGAGGAGGAGAACAAGCAUGUCAUCCGCAAGCACGCACAGACCUUCGUGGCGCUCUGUGCCACAGACGUGAAGUUCAUCUCCAACCCACCCUCCAUGGUGGCCGCCGGGAGCGUGGUGGCAGCGAUGCAGGGCCUGUACCUGGGCAGCCCCAACACCUUCCUGUCCUGUUACCGCAUGACACACUUCCUCUCCAGGCUGAUCAAGUGUGACCCUGACUGCCUCCGUGCCUGCCAGGAGCAGAUCGAGGCGCUGCUGGAAGCCAGCCUGCGCCAAGCCCAGCAGAACCUGGACCCCAAGGCCUCGGAGGAGGAGGAGGUGGAGGAGGAGGAGGUGGAUCUGUCCUGCACACCCACGGAUGUGCGCGACGUGGACGUCUGAGGGCCCCUCCGGGGCCGCAGAGCCAGGAGCCGCCCUGGGGCUCCUAACCGUCCCUCACAGGACAUUUCGCUACACCAGAAAGGAGCGCUUCAUUCUCCUUGCUGGUUUGGGUUUUUUGUUUUUGUUUUCUUCUGUAUUCUUUGUCUUUUCUGUCUCUGACUUAAGCAAAAGGAAAAAAAUUCCCUGAAAAUGGUCUUUUAGAGGGAGAGAAAGAGAGAAAUAGAAUUUGCACAGCCUUCAGUGGCUUGUACUAUAUAGAGGAUUUUUCUAGGCUGGUAAUGAACUAGUUUUCGCUCGGUGUUGUUUGAGUUUUAAGAAUAGUUGUUAACACACAAGAUGUCUCUAGGGAAGACUAGAGUUGAUUUGUGUGUGUGUGUGUGUGUGUUCAGGGAAAAAAAAGCAUAAAAGACAUUUUAAAAAGAAAAAAAACGCAAGAAACCUUUUUUUCUUCUUUCAAGUAGAGGAGGCUUUAGGUAGAGAAAUGUAUUCUGCUUUCCUGAGGAGUUGUCUUCCACACGGCCCUCGUCUCUACCUGCGCGCUCAAGUAGCCAGUCCCUAAGCAAGCGUCCUAGGCAUAUUGUAGUGGAGGCGACCUCUUUGCCUGGUCCACGGCUGGUUGGUCUCUGUCCGGGUGACCUGUGAUGCCCCCGGGUACCAACCAGUGUCCCAGUGGUAGUGGGAAAAGCCAUCUUACUCGGCCAGCAUGCUCCGGCCGAGGCAGGCAGCAAGAGGGACAGAAUAUAUUCUAUUUUUAUAAUCUCGCUAUUUUUGUAGUCACCCUGUUGAUGAGAUGCUGGUUCCCCCUUCCUCCCCCAUCCCGUCCCCCACGGCCCUGGAGCCUGCCUACAUCAGGUUAAACCCACAGCUACUUUUGUGUUGUUACUCCUUUUGUAUGUUUUCCCUCCUGGGUAUUCUAAAACCAUUCCGUGUCAGAGCACUUUGGUCCGGUGGUGGGAGGCAGAAUGGGAUCUGCCACCUUGGCGGCAGGGGGCAGUGUUUGAAUGGGAUGGUUUGGGAAUACAAUCCUGCUUGUGCAGACGGGGCUGCACCCUGAGUUCGAGUCACUGUGCUGUUAGCCAGGGGUGGGGAGCUGUCUUGAAAGUCAGGAGAAAGUCCUUUUGUGUUGUGUAGAGAAGUUCAAGUCAUAGGAGUCUUGGUGCCAGCUGGAGUUUGGAAGUAGGGACCUGGAAGGUACGUAGAUACCCAGUAGUUUAAGGUUUACCUUUAGAUGUUUCAUGACGGAAGGUUUUUAAACACUAAAAUAUAUAAUUUAUAGUUAAGGCUAAAAAGAAUAUUUAUUGGAGACGAUGUUGAUAAGGCCAGUAUGAUUUAUAAAGUAAUGCAAUCUCCCCGAGUUUAGACACAGACUUUUUUGCCCCCAAAGUUUUAGAACUGUUUACAAAAGAUUGAUCCUUUUAUAAGUAAAGGGUUUCAAGGAAAACUAUGCCAGAAAAUGACAGAUUUGGCCUGCUUGGAAUUCCCCCAAAGUGGUUUGAUCCAAGCAUCAAGGAAAUUAGGGUUCAGUUCUAGCACAUUCUGCCCUCUCUGAAAAGAAAGAUAUAUAUAUAUAUAUUAGUGACAGGUAGAUAAUUUGCACAUCUUGGCUCUUACCUUUUAUUUGAGGGUGUGGAAGGGAGGUGUGGAGGGCUUGAGGCUGAGGCUGAGGGGAUGGGGGGCGAGGGAGGGAGGACCGUCUCGAGGGGACGAGGAACAGGCUGUGGCUCCGUCUUACUUCGCUGCUACCGAUGAAUUCCUGCCCGGUUCCGAAGCAGAUUUGCAUAGCUUCUCUGAAUCAUCUUUCACGUUGUUUUGCUGCUAUUGGAGGAUCGGUUUGUUUCUGUUUUGUUUUGUUUUACGAUGUCAUAUACUGCCAUGUUCUCGUUUUGAUUUCCUCAUAGAAAAUUGUAUUGCAUAUGCCCUUUUUGUAGGUUUUUUUUUUAAUGUGAUCAGUUUUGACUUAAUAUGAUUACUGCUCUAUUCCAAAAACAAAAA